Messenger RNA from Arachis duranensis, 1003 nucleotides. Its product is annotated as ER membrane protein complex subunit 8/9 homolog. Bases 115 to 735 code for a protein of 206 amino acids. The record is from RefSeq and is a predicted model, not a curated record. Gene Ontology annotation, cellular component: EMC complex. The transcript has 6 exons. NCBI's taxonomy places the organism in Eukaryota, Viridiplantae, Streptophyta, Magnoliopsida, Fabales, Fabaceae.
UUGAUAGGAGUCAGUGAAGCUAAGCUAGCUUGUUCUUCUUCUUCAUUCGUUCACUGUCUUCUGAUUUCGGAAUCUGAAAUUAAAAUCUGAAUCUUUAACCGAUUGAAUCGAUCGAUGGGUAGCAGCAGCGGCGAUCUGAGGUACGAGCUGUCACAGAACGCAUACAUAAAGCUCGUUCUUCAUUCACUCAAUCACCCUACUUCCUCCGUCAACGGCGUCCUCAUCGGCCGCAUCUCCCCUUCAAACGACGCCGUUCUCAUCGACGAUGCCGUCCCUCUCUUCCACUCUCACCUCGGCCUCCUCCCUCAAUUGGAGAUCUCUCUACCUUUGAUAGAGGAGUAUUUCUCUGCUAAAGGGUUGAACAUAGUUGGCUAUUUUCAUGCAAAUGAGAGGUCUGAUGACUAUGAGCUUGGUGGUGUUGCUAAGAAUAUUGGCGAUCAUAUAUGCCGCUACUUUCCUCAAGCCGCCAUUCUCUUGUUAGAUAACAAGAAGCUUGAAGCUUUGAAAAAGAGCAAGGAUCGUAGCGCUGUAACGCAGCUUUAUGUUAGGGAUGCAUCUAAGAACUGGAAGUUGGUUCAGUCGGAAGGGAACAGUCGAUUCUCUCUCAGAGAGCCGUCAGCAAAUCUGAUCUUGCUGGACUAUAUUUCAACCGAGAAAUGGAAGGGUAUUGUAGAUUUCGAUGAUCAUCUUGACGAUAUAAGCAAGGAUUGGCUAAAUCCAGGGCUCUUCAAUUGAUUCCAGCCCCUGUAUUCUCCACUUUUACUUAAUUCAUUGCACUAGAAUACAAAUUGGUGAUGUUAUCUCAGCUAUGAACAAUAGUGGAUAGAGAAACAUUCUUCAGAUGUAUAAGCAGGAUGUUUUCUACCUGUUUUGACAAUAUUAAAAUUCUUCUGUCCCAUAGGAUUUUGGUUUUAGAGCCUUUUUUUUCCUUAAUUACUUCGAAUUCAGGUAUAUUCAUUGGAGUUUUCUUAAUUAGUCAUAUCAUCUUGAUUUAUGGUUUGCU